AUGUUGUGCAGGACCUGCUCUGUUGCUGUUGUGUUGCUGUGUUUGGGCUUGGUGGGCGGCGGGCCCCAGACCAACCUGCACCCCGACAUGGCCGACCAGGACCUGUUCUGGGGAGCCGACCAGUACGACUUCUCCAUCGUGCUUCCUGCUGCGGGGAUGGAGUGUUUCUGGCACUUCGCUCACCGAGGAGAGAGAUUCUACCUCACCUUCAUGGUGCAGUGGGUGACGGGAGUCGGCCAUGACAGACACUUGUCCGUCACCGUCAACGCUCCCAGCGGCCUGUUGGUGUCGACUGUUGAUGAUGCAACGGGCCAGAUCAACUUUGAAGCAGAGGAAACAGGUUUCUACCAGAUGUGCUUCAACAACUUCCACAACCGCUUUGGCACCAUGCAGGUCUUCCUCAGCUUCGGCGUUUAUUACGACGGCUCCCAGGACACCACCCAGAGCAAGGAGGAAGAGAAGAAGAAGAAAGAGGAAGUCAGGAAGGACCUGAACAACACGCUGACCACCAUCGAGGAAACGUCCUUCCGCGUGGAGAACCACAUCUUCCACAUGUUCCGCCACUACACCUUCAGCCGCAUGCGGAAGAGCGCCGACUACUUCCUGCUGCAGUCCAACGCGCGGUACGUCACCUGGUGGUCGACGGCGCAAAGCCUCGUCAUCGUCACCGCUGGAUACCUGCAGCUCCUCUUCCUCAAGAGACUCUUCAUCACCAAGAGCGGCAGCGGUGGUGAGGCUGAGAGGCCGCGCUGCUGA
Messenger RNA from Myripristis murdjan (pinecone soldierfish), 756 nucleotides. RefSeq names its product transmembrane emp24 domain-containing protein 6-like. The record is from RefSeq and is a predicted model, not a curated record. NCBI's taxonomy places the organism in Eukaryota, Metazoa, Chordata, Actinopteri, Holocentriformes, Holocentridae. The transcript has 4 exons. Bases 1 to 756 code for a protein of 251 amino acids.